UCGGACGGAUGGUUGUCCAUUUUCCUCGAUGCAAACGCAGUCGGUUCACGAAGUCAUCGCUCAGUAGAUCAGGGGGUGAGGUUUGGCGAACGGGGUAGAUAACGUACCGGUAAUCCGAAUCAGCACACUACGCAGGUGGUUUGCUAGCGUCACCUUUACUUUAGACGACGCUGCUACAGUAGAUCUACUCAGUAGGCUUGUAAGCUGUAGACCGAAUUAGUGGCUCCCGCGUACUUCUAAUACAGUGGACACUAUUGGUUGGCAACGGUAAUGUCGGUCCUUCUUUCCAUGGAUCGGUGCUAACCGUCCAACUCGGCCAGCAGGUGUACCAGUACUACUACCAUCUAGCUCAUCUUGUGUACACGUCUACAUGUAGCUGUGCUGUGAACGAGCACAGAACUCUUUAGUAGGCUAGACGAUCUCUUCUUCCCUUCUUUUUUUCUUUCUUUCCAAGGCCCACUUAGAAACGCUUGCGGGGCACACUGACACUCUUGCCAGUUGUGGGUGUAGUGAUACUGGAGAUCGCCCCCUCUCAGCCUCUGUUAGCGUCUUUCCUUGCAACGCCGGCCCGGCUUGCGGCUAUGGACAGGAGGCGAGGUGAAGGCGGCCUUGUGAAAGCCCUAGCAGUACUACUGGGUUGGACAGGGCCACGUAAUGACUGUUCCUGUGGUGGUGGUGGUGGUGGUGGUGUGCGGAGUGUGGCGCAGUGCUUGUCCGCCACACUUAUUGUCCUGGCCACCAUGUCUGUGCAUACUGGCGCUGCGGAUGAAGUCAUGCUCGGGCCAUGCGCGCCAUACCAAGCCUUGACCGAGGAUGGCUGCAGUAGGGAUGAGAUCAACGCUGAUCUAUACAUUGGUGGAUUGUUCCCCAUCCACCGAUUGGAUUCGACCACUGGAAAAUGUCCUAAUCGUCCGACAUUGGGCUAUGAGUUCUUGCAACUGCCAGAAGCCAUGCGUGCAGCUGUGGACGAAAUCAACAAGAACCCGGAUAUUCUCCCGAACGUAACGCUUGGUUACGAAAUCCGAGACACGUGUACGUCACCCACAUACGCGUUACGUCAGAGUCUGGAAUUCUUAGGCCGGUCCACGAAUGGCGACGAGAAGUGUACUGAGUGGAAUUCUUUGCCCGGUGCUCUAACAGAACCAAACGUUGUGGGUAUUGUGGGACCAGCUCUGAGUGCGGUUAGUGCCAAAACUGCACAGCUACUAGGUCUGUUUCGCAUCCCCAUGAUCAGCUAUGCUUCAACCAGUCCUCGCUUCAGCGAAAAGGCCGACUUUCCCUACUUCUUCAGAACCGUGCCGAGCCACGCUCGUACCGGAGUUGCCAUAGCGUCUAUCAUUCGCAAGCUGAAUUGGAACUUCGUCGGGUUCGUGUACACAUCGGACCACUACGGCACGGAUGGUAUUGCCACGGUAAAGAAUGCACUUGGUAUGACCGAGGAGAGCUGCCCCGUCGAGUCGUCAAUGUCCUCGUCGCAUGAUGUUACCGAUCUGUGCCAAUCGAAGACGUGGGAGUUUGAGUAUGGACAGCCCAGUAACGAUAGUCGACUAGGCGACAUUUGGAACGAGAUUCUCUACACGGAGCCCAUCAACAGGUCGACUGUAAUAGUGGUCAUCACCCUACCGGUGGAGUCCAACUAUUUUUUCAAUUAUCCGAGGAACUAUGGCGGUGCCAAGAUGUAUAGGGAUGCUCUGGAGCGCAAUAUCACCUUCAUAGGCUCGGACGGAUGGGGUGAUAUUGCACUCGGGGUUGUGGGUUCACUGGACCUCACACGCGGAGCAGUGAGUGCCGUCUCCAAGGUCUCGCCGCACAACGAGUUCCGACGGCACUGGUCGCAGCUCAAUCCGGCACGCAACAGAGACGUUCCCUGGCUGAAGGACCUGUGGUAUGAUGUGUUCAGCUGCGAAGCCACGCCGGCAAUGAGCAACCGUGGCAGCAAUGGCACUGAUAGUGAGAGUGCCGCCGAGAUCAAUAGCACUGCACUGGCUGACGACGGCGGCGACUGUGUGACCAAGAACACCCUGGCCAAGAACUACAUGAUGAUAAGCAAAGUUCCACACAUCUACACUGCAGUACUGGCAAUGGCCUCCGCUCUCGACGCGAUCUACACACGCUGCAAUGAAAGCAAGGACUGCUUAAAGCGAAGGGCCAGUAGAGAUCUGUUUUCAGCGCUGAAGACGGUAAAUUUCACUACCUUCGACAAGAGAAGGUUCCAGUUUGAUUCGAAUGGUGACACAGCGAACCCUAUCUAUAACAUCAAGAAUAUCCAAGUGCCAUCAGGUUCCGACGGAACGGAAUUCACGUUCACCGAUGUUGGUCAUUACGGCGCCGCCAGGGCUGUGGUGAAGGCGCCGUCCGAUUGCCCCAGCAGCAUCAUAACGUCUGAUGGCACUGUCACCUGCGUGACGGAGACAUUCUAUUUGAACGAGUCGGCAGUGACCUGGAAUUCCGGCCUCUCUACAAGACCUGUAUCGAUGUGCAGUGAGCCGUGCCCUCCGGUCGGCUACAAGCGACUUUUCGGCGGAGAGACGGCGUGCCAGACGUGCUGCUGGUCAUGCAAGCCAUGUCCAGCCAACUACUAUUCGAACUCGUCCACGAAUUCACAGUGCAGCGAAUGCUCACGUGACGAAACUAGUUCUGAAGCCAGUGCGACGUGCAGCAAUGUGGUUACAGAGAGAUUCUCCAUGGCGUCCGGUGUUCUCCCAUUCGUGAUGGUUAUCCUGUCAGCUCUUGGCGUCGCAGGAAUGAUCGCUGCUAUUCUGCACAGCCUGAGGAAAGCCAGGGAUGGAAGCUUCUUCGUACUUGGCAAGGAGCCCACUCUCCUAUGCUUGUCGGGAUUUCUCCUCGCCUACCUUUCCGGCUUGGUGGAGAUUGGAGGUCCAACUGCCGGGGCUUGUUUCAUGCGGGUGUUCCUGUCUUCCAUCGGUUUGACUGCAGUCAGCUCUUCCCUGGUUGCCUAUGCGUUGUACCGUGUCACGGAUGUACGAGACAUGUCCGUCUCCUGGAUCUUAGCAUUGCCCAGGUAUCGUGUAGUGUGGAGCAUGGCUGCUGAGGGUGUCACCCUGUGUUUGCUGAUCAUCUCCUGCUCGCAUGGUCAGUGCACAUCCGCCGUGCAGACCGUGUACGAUCACGUCCGGGUCGAGCAGCGCUGCGGAUUCCGGUCCGUCGACACUGCCUUCGUAGCCUACCUGUGCGUGCUGCAUGCCGUUCUGAUUGGGCUCUGUGUGAUCAUGGUGGCAACGGUCAAGCAGCGAGGAAUAGGACGGCACAGCGCGUAUGAUCUGCGCACUCGCAUGUUCCCCAUGAUGUCCGUGGCGGCUGGCCUAUCCUCGCUACUAGCCGUUACGUUUCUCAUCAUGUCGUCAAGAGCCAAUGAAGCGUGGUCACCGCAGGCUGAAGACAGUGUACUGCACGUCGUUACGCUAGAGGUUGCCACCGCCUUCUUUCUGGUCGUCUUCCUGCAGCCGCUGCGAAAGCUGGGACGGGUCAAAGACGACGACACAGCCGACCGAGCUGUCCGACUCAUGGGUAGCGAGCGCAUGACCGCAGUGUUCACUGGUGCUACAGGUCAAGAUCAACACUCUAGAUAUGUGGGUCGCAGUUUGGAACUGGACACUCCAUGCUGCACUACGCACGUACCUAUGACAGUACAUGCACAGAGCCAGUGUGAUGAGGGAACGGUCAUCUGCUUCCCAGGAUUGCAGGACAGAGAGGGGGUUUGCACAGGCGAUGAACUCGGUGACGAUGUUUGUAAGGCAGGCGUUGAUGCUCAGGUAUAAGCUACAUUCAGUUCGACAGAUAUCCUGGAAGAAAGCAUGGCCAGAAAAGACUAGAAUGGCAUAACGGAUAUUCCCUGCGGUGUGCGGUGUGCUCUCUCUCUCUCUCUCUCUCUCUUUCUCUCUCUCUCUCUCUCUCUCUCUCUCUCUCUCUCUCUCUCUCUCUCUCUCUCUCUCUCUCUCUCUCUCUCUCUCUCUCUCUCUCUCUCUCUCUCUCUCUCUCUCUCUCUCUCUCUCUCUCUCUCUCUCUCUCUCUCUCUCUCUCUCUCUCUCUCUCUCUCUCUCUCUCUCUCUCUCUCUCUCUCUCUCUCUCUCUCUCUCUCUCUCUCUC
Molecule: messenger RNA, 4107 nt
Organism: Sycon ciliatum
Lineage: Eukaryota; Metazoa; Porifera; Calcarea; Leucosolenida; Sycettidae
Product: metabotropic glutamate receptor 3-like
Exons: 1
Coding region: 582-3779 (1065 amino acids)
Biological process (GO): G protein-coupled glutamate receptor signaling pathway; regulation of synaptic transmission, glutamatergic
Cellular component (GO): plasma membrane
Molecular function (GO): adenylate cyclase inhibiting G protein-coupled glutamate receptor activity
Source: RefSeq, a predicted model, not a curated record